GAGAAGCUUUGCUCUACAUUGUCAUAAGCACUUUGUAUCCUCUGCCCGCAAUCGUAUAUGUUUAUGUUGCAGUGUAGAAAUCCAGCUGGAUUUGUUUUCUUGGAACUCAAGUGCUGAGAAUAUUGCGCGGGAUUGAAGCACUCCCGUUGAACUUGUUUCCCAGUAUGUUGAGUGCUUUGAAGCUGCAAAGGUCAGAACGAAUUCAGAAAACAAUGCGUGACGACAAGGAAAUAUUGUUAGAUGGAGAGAGUUAUCUUCACAUUAUUCAGAUAGAUGAACCUGAAAAUGUAUCAAAUGAAGAGCAAAUACCUGCAGAGAUGGAUAUUGUUGAGGACGAGCCACGAUCUUAUAGAUUUUUGCACAAUUGGAACACUGUGGGAAUUUGCCUAUUUUAUAAUCUAUGCAUGAUUGUGCUAUUGGUGUUAAUAUUUAUAUACAAACGAAAGAAUUAAAGCGAAAGAUUUGA
Drosophila obscura is the source of this 466-nucleotide messenger RNA. RefSeq lists its product as uncharacterized. The transcript has 2 exons. Lineage: Eukaryota; Metazoa; Arthropoda; Insecta; Diptera; Drosophilidae. The coding region runs from base 165 to 452 and encodes 95 amino acids. The record is from RefSeq and is a predicted model, not a curated record.